AUUUCGGGUUGCUUCCGAAACAGUCUAUGUCGAGUGAAUUUUGUAGGUUUGUAUGUUUUCGGCCUCGUAAGCCUUGUACGGCUUCAAACGGCUUAAAAGAUGAGUGAGAAUGGCUUUGGACAUUCUGAACUAAUUCACCUUGAGCUCAAAAACGGUAUGUAUAUUUUUAGGCUAUGCGUGGAAGCGAAAAAUCUCCGGCAUUUAUAGUGCUCUGUCUGUACAUAAACAAUAAGCAUAGUUGAUCAGUGCAGAAUAACUUUUGUUUUAUUUCGUUAGCGAAUUUAACAGUACACGAAGAUGAAAAAGUUGGGCUGGAGAAUUUUGAACUUCUCAAAGUACUGGGAACUGGAGGUAAAUAGCAAGAAGUUUGAUUGAAUUUGAGAGAGGUUUCGUGCAGUUCUUGUGCGAACCCGUUUGUGAUUUGUAUGUGAGGUGCUUGUUGACUUACGAAAUUAUAACUUUUCGCUUGACAGCCUAUGGAAAAGUUUUUCUCGUUCGCAAACGAGGUGGAAAUUUCUCUGGUAACCUUUACGCCAUGAAAGUCUUGAAGAAAGCCACGAUCGUUCAGAAAGCGAAGACAGCUGAGCAUACAAGAACAGAGAGACAAGUCCUAGAGGCCGUGCGAAGAUGUCCGUUUCUUGUCACAUUACAUUGGGCUUUUCAAACCGAAUCCAAGCUUCAUUUGAUUAUGGGUAUGUUUAAACACUUUUGACGCCUUGUCCGCCAUAUGGAAAUACAACUAACCCCCUCAAGAAGGCUUUUCUAUAACUUAAUUUCAUCACAACAUCAACAAAAUCAUUUUUGUCAAGCUAAACACAGAUUUCAUGCCGUUGUCACGUCUGCGAGGUCUAUAUCUGUUGUCAUUUCCUCAGGCAAUUCUGCAUCUAUACCAUCUUUCAUUUUCACGCAAAAUUUGCAUGAUCUUUUUCCGAUCUCGAAAUAUAAUGUUUUAAUUUUCCUUGGUUGAAAUAUUACGCUGAUUUAACUUCGUUAACUGCAGAUUAUGUCAAUGGCGGAGAGUUGUUCACUCAUUUGUAUCAACGGGAGAAAUUCUCCGAAGAUGAAGUACGGAUCUACAUAGGCGAAAUCGUAAUCGCCAUCGAACAUCUUCAUAAGGUAAGUGAAACAGAAAGGCAGUUUUUUUUCUUGCCGUUCUUCACCUUGGCUCCUAAGCCAACACAACCUGCUCAAUCGAAUCUGUUCACUUACACACCUAAGUUUUUGGAGGAGUAAACCCAUUCUUAGGUGCGAAAGUCUGGAUAUUUUGGAAGAUGUUUAACAGUCGUUGAGAUUUGACACCUUUCCUGGGGCCGGUGUUACUUACACUCGACUUUGCGUGCAAGUUAUUAACUUUUUAGGCUUAUUCUUGAAAUUUCACGAUAUGUGUAGUUUGCCUAAUAAGAAUUGCGAUAUUGAUUUAUUUACAGCUCGGUAUAAUUUACCGUGACAUCAAGUUAGAGAAUAUUCUGUUGGACUCCGAUGGUCACGUCGUGAUCACAGACUUUGGAUUGAGUAAAGAGUUCUCUGCGGCUAAUUCUGUAAGAUUAUUUUUAUGUAUAUUUAUAAACUUCCGCUGAAUUUGUUUUUCAUGACAGCUUAAAAUGUCUAAUGACCUUGCAAUAUCAGUAAACAUAUUGUGGUAAUUGAUUAUUUAAAAUUGUUCCCAGGGGGAAAGAGCUUAUUCUUUUUGUGGCACCAUUGAAUACAUGGCUCCUGAAGUUGUUAAAGGUGGAAGUCGAGGCCAUGAUAAGGUAAAUGAUGAACAUUAAUAUUUAUAAAUCAUCAAACACUAUGUGAUAUUAAUUCAUAUUCAUCAGUGAUAGUUUUAUACCAUUUUUGGCAUAAAAGGUACCCCUUUCAUACCCCUGUCAAAUCCCUAGUUUAGAACUUGGUAUCCCUUUCAACUGCUGUAAAUGCAAAUAUAAAUAAACCUUAAACCAGAAGGUUUUGUUGACAUUUUCACAGCCGUCAAAUGCAGCUGUUAGUCCUUUGGGUCCUUUUUAAUGACCACAAUGACAGAUUUCCAUACCCUUUCAUAUACUUCAAAUAUUGAAAUCCAUACCCCUUUCAGGCAGAGCCCCCCCCUAUAGGCCAUUAUAGGGAGUACUCCCCCAGGCUCCCAACUCUCAAGGCUGGCUGUAAUUCUGUCAGUACUAACACUGGGACCAGGGCUAUUGUUAAAAGCUCAACAGUGCAUAAUAUUCACACUUUGUAUAAUUUAAGGCAUCAAAAAAUUUUAAACCUGGAUUGGACCAGAUCAUAUCACCCCGUGAAAAUCACUAAAUGAGUUAAAAUUUAGGAUAGGGACAAUGAUCCCAUUCUGUUUGAUCCAGGCUGACAGGCUAUAAUUUACUGUAAUAUUAAAAACAAAUCAUGUUUAAUGCACAGGGAACCCAAGGUUCUAUAAGACUAGUGAAAUACCCUAUUAUGUGCUAAUAUGCAUGAUCAUAAUUUUAUGGCAUGGUCAUAAGCUUGAGAAAACAGCAAAAAUUUCACAUGGCCACCACUGGUUUCCUAGCAAAAUGACAUUGUGUUGCAAGGGAAAUUUGCUCCAACCAAUCACGAGUAGGCUCUCACCGAUAGUGCUCGUAAAAAAAACCAUUAUUAAAAUGCUUAAAGCAGUGCUUGUUUUUUGCCAAAAAGUGCUAAAAUAAUGCUAAUUUUUUUAAAAAGUGCUCGUGGGUUACAUGAGAAAGCUCACUUUUUUCAAUUUUUUUAAACAUAGAAUAUUACAUUUUUCAGAUUUUCAGUUACAUUUUUCAACAACAAAAUGGCAGAGUAGACUCUCGAGCUAUCUCUGCCCUGGCUGGCUGACUUCCAUUGCUCCUUGAUGAUAACGUGGAUGACGCCAUCUUCAAAUGAGUGUGGACUGGGUUUCUAGAGGGCAACCGCUGACCUAUCAAACCUAUUCCCCAGCAUUACAACUUCACGCCGAUUUAAGUGUGUACCCCAAAUUUUGGGGUUAUCAAGUAUUCAUAUAUUCAGGCUAUUGUUCUUGCCAUUGUCGAUUACCUUCCGAAGAAUCCACGAGCGGAAUUCCUUUGAUUUAGGUGCGAUAUAUCUCUUUUGUUUCGAAUUUUGUUGCUUGAUUGACUUUUUAAUCCCCAUUGUUACCUGAUGAGUAUUAAAUUUAUCCAUUAAAAUACUCAGACUUGCCUGUUAAAUUUGCUGCAGUCUGUGGGAACGCUUACAAGUCUUUUAAGCGUGGCGGACAACUCUGGUUGCAUAACAUAUUUUCGGUCACGCACCGUAUUACAAAGGAAACAAGCCUGAUAAAUUUGAAGUUGAUUAAAGCUUAUAAAUACCUGGUAUCCAAUAGCAUUUUUUUUAUUAAAUACUCUCUUGCCUUGAAAAUAAAUUGGCGUUUUAAAGAAUUGCUGCGGAAGUUAUUUAUUAGAACGUUUUAUUCAUUCAGUAGCUCUGCAAUCAAGAGCGAACAACUCUUUUUUAAAUGUAAAAAAAGCAAGCGGUGAAUGCAUUUAACGGGAUGACACAGUUUUAUUAGAGUGUAGUUUCACUUUUUUGGACGUUUUCGCUUGCUUUUCAGUUUUUUUGUUGUUGAACAAAACCUUUCGUUUCAGUUACGUGACUGCAGGGCCCGAAAUAACCGCGUAUUGUCAGUUCACCGAUUAGUAUGACAACUUGAUUCGCGGAGAAGUCGAGUGAGACGGGAAAUAUCUAAAAUCAAAACAAGAGCUGUAAUCGACAGAUCAAAACUUGCGGAGUUCAUAAUUCAUCGAAAUAAUUUUGUAGAAACCCUUGUAUAGUUUCAUUGCUCUGGAGAAAUGAAUAACUGUUAUGAUUGAAUGAAUGGAUAACUCUCGGCCGGAUUUUAUUAAGCGAUAGGCGAGAAAAAAUGCUUCAGCGGCUUGCUUUGUACUUCGAAACCUCGGCAAGAAAAAAAAUCCAAUCUCGGUCCACAGUGGUCGAAAUUUCUCGUUCAAGAUCUCUUUUUGAAGCUCUCAAAAUUCUCCUUUUUGAAAAAUACGUGUCCAAGUCGAAGACGUUUUGCGAAAGACUUAAAUCCAUAAACUUCUACUGCAAUAUGUGCGAUAAUUCUCUGCAGUUUUAUUGACACACUUAGAACAAAAGGAUACCUUUCAAAUUUCGCGGCCCUGGGCAGCUUAAUUAAGCCAUUGUUCAGUUCCUUUGAAUUCGCUUCUGAGUCUUCCGCCAUAAAAUAUCACCUUCUUUGAACCGAGUCAAAAAGAGCACUCUCGAAGGGAAAGUCCGGAGGAAUAAAUUGAGCCUUCAGGGUACAAAAUCCAGCGGUUAUGCCCAUUUCUGAAAUACACACUUAAAUCGUCGUGAAGUUGUAAUGGGCGUCCUCAGCUCCUUUGACUAAAAUGAGGGCAAAAUGCGGCUUUGGAGGACAAAAAUAAAGUCAGAUUGUGCUUUUUAAGACAAAAUUAUACAAAUAAUCAGUCGAAAAUCCAAAAUAAUGCUAGCAGUGCUUUUUGGGAUAAAAUGUAAAAAAAAAAUGCUCGCGAAGCCAAAUAAUGCUAAAAAAAGUGCUAGCACUAUCGGUAAGAGCCUAAUCACGAGUACUAACCAGUCUUGGUAGUGACAUGCCAUCGGUAUGGAAUUUCUGCACUGGUUCCUCUGAUAUUGUUUCGUGUGGAAACCAGUGGUGAGUUCAUGAAGUGUUGGCUGUUUUCUCUGGAAACAUGGUCAUUGAACUGACAAUGAACAAACCCUAUCACUUAACAGCAAAAUAAUUCAUAACAUACAGUGCCUGGGAAAAAUAUCCAUCCAAGUGGCUUCUGAUAAACUGCGAAAUUCUUCUGACAAAUUUUCUCAUGUUCUCUCUGUAACUGAGAGAGUGAGUCAGACUUUGGUAUUUGAUUAGAAGUCAGUUAGGGCUUUACGCCACUGUAGGCAAACUUCUUCGAUUUUUUAAUUCAUUAGACUUUUAAUUUGAAACACUAGUUCUGUAUUGAGCAAAUAGGAUAAAGUUAAGGGUCAAGGUUAAAUCAUCCAGUAUGAUAAAAUUUUACACUACAGCUUUGAGAUCCUAGUAACAUUAUUCAAGCUAUAGCAUAUCUGCUUGUUUUUUUUGUGUGUGUGUCAGGCAGUUGAUUGGUGGAGCUUAGGCGUCCUGAUGUAUGAACUGCUGACAGGUGCAUCUCCCUUCACUGUUGAUGGAGAGAAGAACAGUCAAUCUGAGAUAUCAAAGUAAGAAAGGUUUGCUCAUUAAGGGUUAGGAAUGGUAAAAUCUGAGAGUCCCCGACAGGAUUCAAACCUAUAACAUCCCAAAAAAUGAAUGGAUGCUAUAUGUACUCAACUACACAAAGACUUGUGGAUAGCAUUAUAUAUGCAUUACUCACCAAGUGUGAGGUCAAGAUAGCUGGAUAUCGGCCAAGUUCUUUUUUUGCAUUUUUAUUAACCGAGACAGAACAAGGCCAAUAUCUGGCUGUCUUAACCAAAUGAGCUUGGUCAAUAAAGGAUUUAUUUUAUGGCCAAAAAGAGAAUGUUUUCUUGCGGGACCUACAUGGGAAAUUGUGAGUGGGAAAGAUGGACCCAUCUUUCCCACUUGGGUAGCCAAUCAGAAUGCAGGAUUAGGGUCAUCUUGUCCACUUCCAAAUAAGGCCAUAUUAUAGUAAACUAGGUUCUUAUGUGCAUAUUAUCUGCAUACUGCUCAAAUCAGCAAUGACAGUGUAAUAUGAAUAGUGGGUACGUUUUCUCACCAUUUAAUUUUUCUUGUUCUUCAGGCGCAUUCUUUACAACAGUCCUCCAAUGCCACCAGACAUUUCAUGGGAUGUAAGGGAUCUGCUUCUCAAGCUCUUACAGAAAGACCCAAAAGUACGGCUAGGAGCCAAGGGUGCUCAUGAGAUUAAAGCACAUUCUUUCUUCAAGGUAACUGCAGUGUUACGUCUUGAUCAGGCUGUGUAUAUGUGCUGUUACUGUUGCUAUAGACCAAUGACAACAGAUGAUGAUGAUGAUGAUGAUGAUGAUGAUGAUGAUGAUGAUGAUGAUGAUGAUGGUGAUAGUCAGGGCACGUGAUGACCAUGAUGGUGACCAUGAUGGAUAAAUUAAAGUCAUGGGUAUUAUGCACCUUGGGAAUGUAACUCUACCUUAAAAGAUGGGGCCUGCAACCUUUUUAUGCAGAUUCCGAACACAGAUAUUUUCUCUCCUUCCUCAUCAUUAUAGUUCAAAUUCUUUUUUAACAGUCCAUAAACUGGAACCUGUUGUCCCAGAGGAAGGUAGCAGCACCCUUCAAACCACGCAUUAGGGAUGAACUGGAUGUGAGUAAUUUUGCUGAGGAGUUCACAGACAUGGUACCAACAUACUCUCCCGCUGCUGCUCCAAAGACUGCAGACAGAAUUUUCAAGGUGAGAUCAAACUAUGUUAUAAUAUUGUUAGUGCCAUCACUAGUCCACCACAAAGUAAAAACUCAUCUCACUUGGCAUGGCAGUUAACUGGUUUGAUCAAUAUUUGAUCAAAAUAUGAUUGAAAACUAGUUACUUUUGGUGAAAAGCCUGCAUUAUUUUUGUUGCUAUCAGGGCACGAAAUUAACUUUUUUGGCAAGGAGCCAUCUGGCUCCUAAAUUUUCCAAAGUGGUCGCCGAGGCCAAAAAGUUAGGAGCCAUUAAAAAAAAAAAGAUAGUUGAAAAAACGCAUUAUACAGUAAUGUCAAAUGGAAGGGUUUUCCUAGCUUUGAAGUGAAGUGUCAGCGCAACCACUUAAAAGGGAUAAGCAAUUAAUCAAACAAAGGUAAACGUAUCUACCCGAGUUAUCUGAAUUAUUUUAAUGCUAUUUGCAGUAUUAUCAAGCCAUUAAUAAUAAUAAUUAACAGACUGAAUUUUCCAGCAUUACAUGCACCUUAGUAACAACACUGAUUGCAAUUUCUGUCAACUGACACCUUGAAAUUCAAGUAGUUUAAAGGGAAUCUAGCAACUUUUAACUAGUGUAUAGUUGUGACCUAUUUCUACUGAACAACAAGAUUUCUCAACUGAACAUAAUUUCAGAUUCCAAAUGUCAGAACGCUAAUCCAUUCCCAGGUUCUUUGUAAACAAUAAAAGUCAUUGCAAUGUAUUUUCUGACUGCUAUGAUACUAUGUUGGUUGGCCUAAAUCUGCUCUUUUGUGCAAAUUAUAGUUUUUGCAUAACUAACGGCUUGCAGACUCUCAUUGUUUUUGUGCAUGGAUCUGUCACAUGAAUGCCUGAAAACUUAAAUCAAGGUUCUCACACUUCUGAAAUUCCUGGUACCUCUGAAACUUAAUGCAGUUUUUCUUUCAGGGCCACAGAAAACACCCUGAACAUUUUACCUUUUGUAGCCAUUCAGGACUGAAAUUAAUAAUAUUGUGUUGUUCGAAUAUCUCAGUGGGACACAAUGAGAAUAAAGACAGUUUAUUUUAAUUUACAUCUUUUACAGAACAUGGUUGAAAAAAAAAAAAUUAAAUCAAAUUGCCAGUGAAAACUGUUUUUACUUAGAACACUCCAGCCUUUUAGAACAUGACCUAUUAUAAACUAUUUGAAUUUUUUACCUAUAGGGGUAUUCAUUUGUUGCUCCUUCAAUUAUUUUUGGUGAAAAUGAGUUUUCAAAGCGAUUUAUUGCCAACAAGCCAUCAGAAAACAGACCUCUCCCUGGUGCUGUGGACUAUGCUGCAUUGUUUGAGGUAAUGCUUGAAUUAUUGUCAAUCAAAUUAAAUGAAUGAGAAAGUUUUUUCCUUUGAGUAAAAAAUUGAAGUUGUGGGUGAAGUAUUAACAUUACUGUUAAUCGCUGGCUUCAAAAUUCUUAGGGGCACCCAACGACUGUUGUCUGUAAAAUAUCUGUGUAGAGAAGCAAAAAUUGUCUAGAAUUUUCUAUAGCUUAUCAAGCUGAGGAAGGCUUAAAAUUUCUAGAUGACCAUUUCAUUCAGGUACAAAUUUCAAAGCUUAUCUAACAAAUUCCCUACUAUUUACUAAAGUUUAAUUUUUUACAUUUCACUCCUCAGGUUGAGUUAUUUUUCGUAGAAAAAGGAAACCUAAAUUUUCUGAUUCGAAAAUGCGAUGGAGAGAGGAAUAAAAAAAAUUCUCACUUUCGUAAUACUUUAAAAUGCAUCUAAAGUUUUUUGGAAAAUAUUACGAAGCCCUUGUAAUUUUGAAAAGACUCACGUAGCCCUAGGACGACUGAACAGAUAAAAAUUUUAUAGCACCACUUAGAAUGCAUUUCUAGAGAUUUGAAAGUACUCUGGAUAGCCUAAAAAGUGUUUACAAUGCAUUUAGCUUAGGAGUAAACCGUCUUUUGGUGCCCUUGAAUUCUGGAAAGUUUUUUAAAUUUGUUUCCAAGGGAGUACACUGCAAGCAGUCACUCUUUUUCUUCAGACUUAGUGAGGGGAGUGCACAUGCACAUGAGUGACGAGGGUGGCAGCCUCUUCUGCCUUGCACCCUCAGUCACGUGCAUGGUCGUUUUCAUCUCUUGUGUGUUUUGCUCAAUGGACUAAGAAAAAAGAGAGAUUGUUCAUGGCCAGGUCCUUAUGUCUAGCUAGUUCAUGUUAGUUCUGCUUUUUGUCACCAUUUCUAAUGGUCACAUUAGGCCUGGUUCAAGUGAUUCACGUGAGCUGAAUUGAAUUCAGUGAAUUAAGUUUUUUAAGUUAAAUGUCACCUGAAUCAGUUCAAAAUGAUAUGGCUAAUUGCAUUUGGAUCUGCUGGGCCGUUCUUUAAACCUGGCUCAGCUGGGAAUAACGGGUGACAACUGGCAUUGAUUCAGAUACUGAACUUUACAUGAGCCAAAUCAAGUGCAUAAAUUAUUAAAAUGUUGUCCACAGAAAUGUGCAUUUUUCCCUUUUGAAUUUAGUUUGGCUGCAGGCUGCAAAGAAAGUCCGUUUUACAGCUUGCCUUUCGGACAAGCCAUAGCUAGUAUGUUCUAGCCCAUGCAAGAGUCACUUUAUAUAGGCCGAAAAUUUUUUUUCGAUGAGCAGGACUGAUAACAGUGAAUUCCCCAAAAAACUUGACCUGCCCAUCGGGCAAGUUGAGAACAGAAUUCACCAGCCCAGUAGCAAAAUCCACUAGCCCCGGGCUAUCGGACACCACUUCCUUUGCCUGCUUGGCUGGAAUAAAAAUUGGCGUCUGAAUCAAUUCAGCCGGCAUAAAUUAAUAUGAGUGGGCCUAAACUCAUAUGAAGCACGGUUUCUGGACCGGCCUUAAUAAGCCCUUCUGCUCCUUUUCAUCUGUUGAGUAAUUCCUGUGACUCAAAUAUGUUAUUAAAAAUUAAAAGAAAUUUGAUUUUUUGUGUAUCAUUUCCAUGGCUACUGUUAGUGUUAUAGGGAAGUGGAGUACUGGAUAAAAUAAUUGGAAAUCUUCUUAAGUGCAUUGUUAUAUAUUAUUAAAUAAAUGCUUAUUAUAAAUUGUCAAAUUAUCUAUCUUUACAGGAUUCUCCUUUCUUUAAAAAUUAUGUCAUAAAAGAUGAAGUUCUUGGUGAUGGAAGCUUCUCCACAUGCAGGUGAGAUUUUAAACCUGAAACCAAUAAUCAGUACUCCAAGCUCAACUUUUUCAAAGUCACGUUUUGGCAGCCAACGUAAGAUUACAAAAUGGCUCCUGGACACAAAAUAUUGGGCACUUUCCAUUCGACCUAAACUUCAAGGUUUUAUAAGAAAAUGGAGCAUAAAUAAUGUUUUCAUGAUUUUUUUUUAAUCUCACUUAAGCUUUUGAAAGAUAAUUCAACCAAUAAGUAGGGUACGGCUUGCCACAUGACUGCUGAACACAGGUUGGCCAGUUGGUGACAUUCUCUACACUUUUAGUUUCCAAAAUUUUUUUUCUACUCACCAAGGCAACCAAAUUGGUCACAGCUUGGAGAGCUGAUCAUAGGCUCUUAUAUUGUUGGAUGCCUUAUGGGGGAUGUAACUUUGUACUAAGUUUGUGGAUGAAAUCCCUUGGGUGGCUAUCAAUUGAAUUCUACUGAACAGUUCUUUUCUGCAGUACUGUUUAUUGCAUCAAUUUUCUCUGAGCUAGUUCUGACUUUUGAUUCUUAAUGGAUGUAAUAUUCUAUUAGUCUACAUUGUAUGUAGGGUUUGCCCAUUCCAUGAAAUUUCUCUUUCUACUCAGAAACAGGUGAAAUUAUAUUAUUAAUUGAACAAAAAAAAAUAGUAAUAAAUUCCUGUGCUAAUUGUGACUUCUCUUUUAAAAGGAAAUGUGAACACAUACAGACUGGUAAAGCUUAUGCUGUUAAAGUUAUUAGUAGAAGGUAAAUAUUCUUUCAGUUUCUCAAUACCUUGUUUCUUUGUGAAAGAAUAUUACAUUAUAAAAAGUAUUUGUUGGUAGUGAUGUCAGUAACAAUGAUAAUUAAGAAAGAGUUAGAGUAAUUACUUCUAAUGUCAUAAAAAGUGGCAGAGGAAAAAGUGAGUUAUGGAUGGGAUUUGCAACCAAUUGACUGCUUGCAGAUUAAUUUCGCAUGCCUGGAGACUUCCCUUUGCAGUACUCCCCCUCUCCCUCCCCUCCCACCCAACAACAAUUUAUUAUCCCCUGCUCAUAAACACAUUUGAACCAACCUGUCUGGGUGGGAGUCAGGAUAUUAUAAAGUCUUACAUGAAGUACAGUUUGUCAAAAUUCCCUUUUGUGACCAACUAGUCAGUGAUGAGGUAUGUGCAAAAAUGCUGCAGAAACUUAACUGCACUAUGACUCAAAACAUUUUUGAAUUUUGGGGGAAAAUGAGCUAAAUUUGAGACUAGUAAGUAACGGAAAAGUUAUCCAGGAGAUUUGGUGACUCAGACAGGAGACCAAGAGUGAGAUCAGGCCAUAUCCAGAGGUUCCUAGACAAAACAGAAGAGUUGUAUAUUAUAGAAAGUAGAAUGGCCUCAAGCUAAUUCAAGAAAAGUUCAUGUGAAUGACCAUGCACUCCCCCAAAUCUCCAAUUUUAAAACAGAUUCACAGUGUUUCAUUUGAUGUCUUUAAAUAUGCUGACCCUAGUUUUCCCAAGACAAAAAUGUCAUGCCUUUAAUUUGUCCCCAAAAAGCUGGACAGCAAGACUUUAGAUGACCACCUAAAACUGGCGAGGUCUCUCCAGUUGUAGGAGACAUACAAACAGUGCACUUGUCUACUGAUUACUACUUCAUUUUUAAAAUAUAUUCAUUUGACACCUAAUAACUAUUGUUAGGCUAUUUUAUAGAACAACAUGUUACAAUGGUAUUAUACCUGCCAAUUAACUCUCACGCCUGCGGGUUGAAAAAUUCGAUCUCACGCCGGCUCACGCUUGCAGGCCAAUUUCUCACGCCUGAUUGAAAAAUGUGAGUUGUUGCAGUCUUGCUUGACACAAUUUCCAAAAAUAUGUUAACUCAGACCCAUGUAAGGAACGAAAACCAUGUGUAAAAUGAAUAAAUGACAAUACCUUCCUCGUGAUCUCUGAUUUUGUGGAUAAGACUUCGGAUGUCUUCGGAAGACUUCGGACUUCUUCGGGAGACUUUGGACUUCUUCGGGAAUCUUCGGAAAUGAUCGUGUCGUCUUCAAACAUCCCAGCACUCCCAGGAUAAAAAUCUCACGCUUAUAUCUCAGAAAAAGUUGGCAGGUAUAUGGUAUGUGUUAAGAUUGCCGGAGAUUGUGGGCAAACAAAGAUAACAUUUAUAGCAUUAUUAUUAAAUAUAAUUUUGUGUUAUAUUUUUUUCAGACGUGACCACAUUCGAGAGGAGCAGUCAUUAAGGAUAUGUCAAGGGCACCCCAAUAUAGUAAAGCUUCAAGAAGUGUUUCAGGAUGCUGUAAGUGCUCUGCAAUCAAGAAUCCUCAUAUUUUACAAUCUUUAAGAAGCUUUGUCCAUGUACAAAGUGUUUUGUAAUUAUAAUGCAUUCACCCAGUUUAUAUGAUUGAAGGAUAUAGGCUUAUCAUUGUUAUUCUUCCUGGAAAUGGACAACUUUCUUGGGCCCUGGCUAAUUGCAUACACUGCAAUGCUCAUACAAUGUUUUUCCAUGUUCCACUUUUUAUCGGGCUGCCCGUGAGGGCAACACGCAAUUAAGAAAUGCAGAGAAGCAAAUUCUUUCUAUGUCAAAAAAAGACAAAAUGGUGGACAGAACUUCCUGAAGAUUUUGCAUGUCCCAUUCCCCCUUCAAUGGGGCCUAUUUUUGCAGGGAGGGGACAGGUCAUUUCUGGUCAUCUGGCAAACAGAAUUGGAAGUCGAUUUGGAAUGAACACAAAAUUAUUCUGUAGAGUUAUUGGCCCUAUAUCUAUGCCAAAUGAUCAUGACUAUCUAAGUACAGUAAUCGAAUGAUGUUGUUAGCCUAUGCAGGUGCUGCAGGAACAAUGCCCUCCCAUGGUCAUGGGAAAAGCUUAAAACUUAUUGCAAUUUAUUUCAUUACCAGAAAGGAAUAUGCUAUUUGUUGAUCGCCCCCGUCAAAUAGAAACAUUAUUCACUUGGAUAGUUAGAAGGGCUUUUAAUGCAAUUUAUCUGAAAGAAAUAAAACUGGAACUUAAUUCGCUUUUCAAGUUCUUAAGAAACAGAAAACUAUUAUUAAAAACACGAAAAUUGACCCUUUAUAUAAGACAGUGUAGAACAGCUAUAAUGUUUGGAAUUUCCCGUUUGAUCAGAUUAGUCACAUUAGUACUAUUAUUCUACAUAUUUGGUGGGAGAGGGAUGGGAUGUUUCAGUUAAAAAUAAUGCCGAUCAUUUCUUGCAUCAAAAAGCUAUUUCUAUCCCAUUCCACAUAUUAGGAGUAGCUAUACACCUAAACUGGUAAAAAGUGUACAAUAAUAAAUUGUUAUUAUAAUCUUUACUUCGCAAAAUAAAAAACUACUGCAUCGCGCAUUCGGCAGCCUCAAAACCAGGCCCAAUAUAUGGGGGUCUUGUUUAAAUUUGUUUUCAUUGAUCUCUUUCAGUUUCACACCUAUUUAGUACUGGAAUUACUUAGUGGCGGAGAACUUCUAGAGAGAAUCCGUAAGAAGAAGAAUUUUAGUGAAGCAGAAGCAAGUAACAUCAUAAGAAAAUUAGCCUCAGCUGUGGAAUUUAUGCAUGGGAGAGGAGUUGUUCAUCGCGAUCUAAAACCUGAGGUACAUAAAGAUGCAAGCCAUCACAAUUUACCACUGCGGGAUACAAACACAUGUGAAGUACCACCUACAUGUGUAAUACCUUUUGAUCUGGAAACUCUACAUCUAGAAAGAAGUUAUCCCGAGAUCAUUCCCUCUCUGUUUUUUUGUUGUUAUUGUUUUUGUUAUUUUCACUCUCCAGCUCCCAAAAAAGGGAAAAAAACCCUCAUCACAAGUUAGAAUGAAGUAUCUAUAUCUGAGACAUAAAAAAGAGUAUUCAAAAUUUGUCUUUUUCUCAUACAAGGUAUCAUGAUUUUAGAUAUAGAAUCCAUCUAAAACAAGUUUUAAAUAAUUAAUAUUAUUAUUUGAAGGCAUGGGUGGCAUGUACUCACCCAAACUUCAUUAAUUUCCCCUCCCACCCAACCCAGGAAAAAAUUUAACCCUUCAAACAUCAAGUAUCACUUUGCAUAUUCACUUCAUACUGUUGUUGUAAUGAUGCACUUCGUUUUUUAAAUAAAAAUGUUUCUGCUCUUUUUCAGAACUUGUUAUUUGAGGAUAACACUGAAAAUGCUGAAUUAAAAAUUGUUGACUUUGGGUUUGCAAGACUUAAACCUGAAAAUCAACCCUUACAAACACCCUGCUUUACUGCAGCCUAUGCCGCUCCAGAGGUAAUAAGUCAAAUCUCUCUCCGAAGUGGUUAUGAUGAGUCAUGUGAUCUGUGGAGUCUUGGAGUAAUAAUGGUAAGUGAAAGAAUUCCUUCUAUUUUCGUGAUUUUCCAAACCUCAUCAUUUUGUAAAAGAAAGAUGUGCACUCAGGUUGAAAAGGAGGUCAGUGUUACUGCUUACCUACUGUAAAGCUGUAACCAGCAAGUACAAGCACAAGAGUCAUUUUAACAAGACCCCUAAACAUUUUGGUGAGCAGGAUUAUUAUUAUUAGUUAUAGAUUAAUUACAGCUUUUGUGAAUAAUUAACUAAAGGUAAUAUAAGUAUUUAAACAAAUACAUUAUGAAUACUUUAUACCAACUAAUAUAAUUUGCAGUCUGUCUACUUUGAAUUAUUAAUUACUGCACUAGCUAUGUUAUUUCAUUUUUAUAGUAAUUAAAUAUUGUAAUAUUUUCAUUUUGUGGGAUUGGUUUGCGCACUUUCCAUUCAGCCGAAAAUUUUGGUUAGAAACCUAAUGGAACGGACCAUUUGGGACUGGUCUGACUGGAAUAUUUGGGACCACCUUUGAAGGUGGUCCAUCAUGACCAGUCUGGUCAUUUCGGUUGGCAAGACCGAAAUGUCCGUUUUCAUUUGAAAAAUUGGUGUCCCCAGCACUACUUUUUUAUAUUAUGCUUGCAAGAAGAAUGAGCAAAUGUGCGGUUGCUUAGGUUGGGUCUAUGCAACCAGAAAAUCCGAAAAUUUGGUUGAAUGGAAAGUGCCCCUUAUUCCAUAAAGGAUGCAGGACAGACUAUGCGGCAUUCAAGACUUGAAUGAAAUGGGUGACAGCUGUUAGUGGAGGAAGGGGAUUGAGGAAUUUGCUACCUGUUGAUUCGUAACUGAAAGUGGUACGGUCUGUUGAUUUAAGUGGACUCUAAUGGGACCCAAACAACCUACUACUCAUAUCAAGGCACCCAAAAAUCAUUUGCCAAAUUUUUCUGCCCCAAAACGUCUGGAAUGGAAAAUUUGAAACUGAAAAAAUCCAUUGAUCAUCCCCUUCACAUAAACUCUGGAGUACCCCUCCCUCUGGUCUCCAGGUUUAUAGAACUUGACUCCUAACAAUGAACUGCUUGAUAUUUACAGUACACAAUGCUAUCUGGGCAGGUGCCAUUCCAGAGCAGUAACAGUUUUAGAUCUUCAGACUUAAUAAUGCAGAGAAUUACGCAUGGAGACAUCAGAUUUGAAGGACCUCAGUGGGAGUCGAUAUCCCCAGCAGCAAAGGACCUCAUCAAAGGUAUUAUAAUUAUAGCAGAAUAAAGGCUAGCUGAAAAUGUUGCAAUUUUGCAUUGGUGUCCCUGUUUUACAACUUGUCAUUGUCAACAAUUAGAUAAAGCCUCUUAAGCUUUUUUUAAGUGAAAGUAUUUAACAAAAAUAAAUUUGAUAUUGUCCUUGAAUUUCAUUUUCGAAAAGAUUAAGUAUGGAGUGAAAGGAGGAGAAGACAAGAUUGUCUCUUUUGCACUACCCCCUUCCCCAACAUCAAUCCCCAUUGUUUUUAAACACAAAUUUACUCAGUCCUCAAAGUAUAAUGUGGGACAGGACAUUAUGACGUACUCUUACAUGAGUAUAGACCAUCAAAUUUAGUCAAAAAUUAAUAGUCUUCUCAGUGUUAUUGCCACAGCAUUGAAACCGUGCUAUGGAAGAAUUUUUUUUUGUUAAUUUUGGGGAGAAAUGGGUUAGAUUUAAAACUAAAGAACAGAAAAGCUCAGAAUUCCAUUUUAUCUGGGAUUUUUGGUGACCCAUAUUGGAGACCAAGAGAUUUGUGCCAUAUUUGAGAGAGUUAAGGAGGGAUUAAGAAAAAUGUACCAUCUGUGAAAGGUGUCUUGAAUGUUGAUAAAUUGAGCAUCAAACUCAGCAGACUUAACCAUUUCUUAAAACCUUUUUUUUCUUAGGACUGUUAACCGUGGAUCCAAGCCAGAGAUUAAAAGUGAGGGAAGUUUUGUAUCAUGAGUGGUUGCGAGGGAGUGCGUGUCUCCCACACACCCCCCUAAUGACACCUGGAAUUCUAGGUAAAGGACACAAAAGGACUUAUGUCGAUGCUGCUCUGAAUGUGACAUAUGACGCAUUUAACAGAGCACAUAAAGAAGGAUUCACAUUAAUGGAUGUUCAACAAGCUCCGCUUGCUAAACGACGGAAAAAGAACAAGACAACGUCAACGGACAGUAGAUCUACAACGAGUAGUGAUCACAGUAACAGUGGAGGAACAUCACCAUUACUUAACCAAAGGUGACAUGGGGGAAAAUGCCAAGGUUAAUUGAAUUAUAAUUUGAAACCUCUAACAUAGAAAAUGAUGGAUAAUUAUAGAUAAUGUAGAUAUGUGUGACAUCACUCCAAGUGAAGCAAAACAAUGCAUAAUUUAAGGAUAGUAUGUAUGUAGAUUGUUAAUAACUAUACAUCAAGUAUUUGAGAUGUACUAUGGGAAAAUCAAAUGGCUGCCAUGUGCAAUUCUGUUAUGUUGUCAAUAUAACUGCAAGCAAAUACUAACAAGAUUACAUGAUGAUGUUCUUAUAAAUUUGUAAUCUCCAGUCGUCUUUCUCAUUUGCCUUCCUUAUUGGCAAAUUAUUUUUAUGUAAAGUUAGAAUCCUAAGGAAUCCCAAUAAAUCAAGACUAUACUUCAGCAGUUUCUGGUUGUCCCUGGUGAUUUACACAACUUGUAUGUGAGGCAACCAUGAUUUCAUUCAAGCUUUUGGCUCCUUAACACUUUUUAUUCCAGUACAGUUGUGAAAUUCCCCUGGUGAUAUCCUAUUAUUGUGAUAUAACUUGCCAGGGACCACCAGGUGCUGCUAGAACACAGCUCUACUCAGAUUCAAAAAAUUCAAAUUAGUAAAAUGAAUGAUUAAAAAGUAAAAAACAGGAUCACUGGAGAGCCAUAACGUUGACUUUAAGUCUAUUAAAUUUUUAAGGGAAUAGGUUUAACUGUUGGCAGUUUGUAGUUUUUGUAUAUAUUACCUUAGUGAAAGUACAUAGAGAUUUAGAGA
Messenger RNA from Porites evermanni, 16598 nucleotides. Lineage: Eukaryota; Metazoa; Cnidaria; Anthozoa; Scleractinia; Poritidae. The record is from the annotation of a GenBank genome assembly.